CUUUAAGAAGACAUUAGAGAUGAUAUAUUUGUAAAACUGAACCAGACAGAGCAGACAAUGAAUAUCAUUUGCAUAAAACCACCACGUCCAACAUGACCGACAACACGCCAACGCAAUAGCAGCCCAUAUAUGUUCAGUACUCAAAGCUCCAGUGUCCCAUCCGUGACGACAACUGAUGAAAAACCCUUUUACGCGCAGCCAAACGAUACCUGCUCGUUGCCAAGGUCUUGUUUCCUUUGAGCCCACAGUUGGUGGUGUACAAUGUGAAUGAUGCAUUGUGGGAUGAAAUAAGAUGCCGGCAGACCGGAGCUGGAGAAAAACGCUUACAACACACGGGGAGGCUGCAGCUCGGCCAAUGACAGGGUGCAGCAUGCGGCAGAGGGGCGGGGAGCUGUUGGAGCGCAGCAGAGAGCCAACCUACAUGCUUAUUGGGAAUCUUUAAAAAACAAUUAGCCGCAGCAUCAUCUAAACCUCUCCCUCCUCUGGCUGGGUGAAAUACAUAUUUUUGAGGGGGGAAAUAAGCGUUUUCAUUCGGCUCAAGAAAAGGCAUCCUCAUCCUCAACCAUGACUGACAGGAAAGCUGUGAUCAAGAACGCCGACAUGUCCGAGGACAUGCAGCAGGACGCGGUGGACUGUGCCACCCAGGCCAUGGAGAAGUACAACAUAGAGAAGGACAUAGCAGCCUACAUCAAGAAGGAGUUUGAUAAGAAGUAUAACCCCACCUGGCACUGUAUCGUCGGGAGGAACUUCGGCAGCUACGUCACCCACGAGACGAAGCACUUCAUUUACUUCUACUUGGGCCAAGUGGCCAUCUUGCUCUUCAAGUCUGGCUGAGAAGUUUCUGCUGGGUGUUGAGGAGUUUUUCUCUCUGAACCUAAAUCGGAAGAUGCACUGGUGGCUGAUGUCUCUCAUACACUAAUAACAACAUACCGUAAUGAUGCAAACCCGGCCGUGCGCAAUUGCAUGGACUAUACACUUUAAUAUGUAUGUUACAGUAAGUUUACUUUUCGGUAGUUGCCAUUUGAAUGCAACUGAAUUAGUUUUUGUUGAUGCUGUUAAAUUCUAGGUUGUAAAAGAUUUCAACGUCGCCCUUGAUUGUAUAAUAAAGGAAGGCUGUAGAAUGUAGUGGUGCAUCUGCUUUCCUUCACAAGUGGCAUCGCCAGACCCUGUUAUGAGACUCCAUCUGUCAGUUUAGAUGGUCAAAUCGUUGCGUGCAUAAGUUUACUAAUUCAUUAUCAAGAUUUUAACGUGUGAUCAUGAAAAUAAGUUGAACAAUGGGGCAAAAUAGUCUUCAGAUGAGUUAUUUCACGGCCAUCCUUUGGUUUCCACGCUAACAAACAGCAUGGGUUCUGUUUAUAACUGCUAUUUUAUUAAUUUAAAAUAUGUACAUGCAAUUGCAAAACCUUUAACGUUUUCAAUUUGGAUUUAAAAUAACAUGUCCAAUGGAUCUCAGACAAAGAUCUUCACAACAUCCAACAAGCUUGACAUUUUGGAUCUAACGCAAGCAAGUGCACACAUUGACAGGGAUGUGUGGUUCUCACUGUGGGACGGUCGAGCAAAUGAAGCUCAAACACAGACCUUAAGCCUGUAAUGUCCGAGUAACCUCACGACGUACUGGUCACCGACAUCUUCCAACUCGCAUACCGAGAUUGCAUUCUUGUAAUCCUGUGUUUCUGCAUGUUUGGAGGAUAAAGUCAAUUUAUUUAGCCGUCAUCAAACCUAAGUUCACCUUGAAGCAAAAUCAUUUAUUUAACUUUUGAGUAUGUAGAUAUUGGACUGAGCUUUAGGAAGGCGUUUUAGAUAAAAACAUCUGCUGUCAACUCCGCCGAUGCUCCCAACACCCGUGUGUUUCAGAUGGGUUUGUCGUCAUGUAUGGCUCUUGAUACUUUAAAGUUGCAUUAACCCUCUAACGUUUAAUUUUGUAUUUACUUUUAAUUCUUUUUAACAUGUGUACUGCCAGACAUGAAGGAAAUACGACAUAUUUAAGAGUACUUUAAGCAACUGGAAGGAGACGUACCUCUUGUCUAACUGAUUUGGGGAUUCCUUUUUGUCAUGUCAGCAAAUUAGUUUCAGAGGGCAAUGCAUGUUUGGAUCCUUUCAGAGACAGGUCGGGGGCAUGUCGUCCACGCAGUUGGUGGUUAACAACACAUUUCUUGCUGUGUGUAAAGACUAUGUUUUUAGUUGCUAACUCCCAUAAUACAACAAUGGGUAAAAUGUGUAUCUCAAGUGUUAGCUUGGAUUGACGUCGAGGAGUGUCUUUCUAACUAUUGUCGAUGUCAGCUGAUUUAGUAUUGUUUUCCUCUGGCAUGUAUUUUUGCUGUGUAUAUGUAGAAGCCGUUCCGAUGUUGUUUAAAUUUACACAAAACGUGUGCCUGUCAUUACUCUCAACUGUAACCGGCUUGAGUACAAUUGCACUUCAUUAGAGUUAUCCAGUAGGUUGCUACAGAACCAAAAUCAUAAAAACUCGAUAAAAUAAAGUACAUAAUUGUUGACUUAU
This is a messenger RNA of Pseudoliparis swirei, 2497 nucleotides long. It is a transcript of the gene dynll2a, whose product is annotated as dynein, light chain, LC8-type 2a. Gene Ontology annotation, biological process: cilium assembly; microtubule-based process. Gene Ontology annotation, cellular component: cytoplasmic dynein complex. NCBI's taxonomy places the organism in Eukaryota, Metazoa, Chordata, Actinopteri, Perciformes, Liparidae. Gene Ontology annotation, molecular function: dynein intermediate chain binding; dynein light intermediate chain binding. The transcript has 3 exons. The record is from RefSeq and is a predicted model, not a curated record. Bases 565 to 834 code for a protein of 89 amino acids.